Entelurus aequoreus (snake pipefish) is the source of this 7265-nucleotide messenger RNA. It is a transcript of the gene chd4b, whose product is annotated as chromodomain helicase DNA binding protein 4b. Lineage: Eukaryota; Metazoa; Chordata; Actinopteri; Syngnathiformes; Syngnathidae. Gene Ontology annotation, biological process: chromatin remodeling; negative regulation of transcription by RNA polymerase II. The record is from RefSeq and is a predicted model, not a curated record. Gene Ontology annotation, cellular component: NuRD complex; nucleus; chromatin. Gene Ontology annotation, molecular function: histone binding; ATP-dependent chromatin remodeler activity; chromatin binding.
GAUUAUUAUGGGAUGUCUGCCCCCUUUGUGUGUUUGUGAGGAUGUUAGCUAAGAUGUGAGGCCGGGGCAGAGGGGAAAGGGGAGUGUUUUUUUUUUAGGUGUUAAAUGAAUGAACCCCUUAAUUGAGUUUGUGGACUAUGCACAAUAGUUUCCAAGCAGUCCCACGUCAUUUUCCCUCCUCCCCCCGUCGAUUGAGGAGCGAGCUUUAGGAGGGAUUAUUAAUCCGAGCGAGGAAGACCGGAGACAUGUCAGGCAGCGAGGAUGACAGGGACAACUUCGCGGCCGCCGAGGAGCACUCACUCCUCCACGACGACGAGGCGGAGGACGUCAUGUCUGACGUGGAGGUGCCCAAGUCCAAGAAGAAGAAGAAAGCCAAGAAAAGCAACCGAGAGAGCAGAAGCAACAAGAGACAGCGAGCCAUCAGAGAGGAGUUGCCAAUGAGCUCGCCGGAGCACCUGAUCGGAGUGGAGGCAGCUGAGCAAGAUGAGGGAGGUCUGCGCUCGGAGAGUGACGGAAGUGAUUACGCCCCUGGAAGAAAAAAGAAGAAACGCUCCAGCUCGAACAAAGACAAGAAGAAAGGAAGCACGGCCUCUGAGAAAGGGGGCUCGAAGAACAAACGCAAAGAUCCAGAACCGGAUGAUGACGAUGAGGACGAUGAGGACUGCCAGCCGAAAAGCUCCUCUCAGAUGCUGGAGGCCUGGGGCAUGAAAGAUAUCGAUCAUGUUUUUACUCAGGAAGACUACAACUCCCUCACCAACUACAAGGCCUUCAGCCAAUUUGUCAGGCCUCUGAUUGCAGCCAAGAACCCCAAAAUUGCUGUUUCAAAGAUGAUGACUUUAAUGAUGGCCAAGUGGAGAGAAUUUAGCACAAACAACCCGCUUAAGGGCUCCGCCAGCGCCAAUGCAGCUCUGGCAGCCGCCAAUGUGGCUGCAGUGGUGGAGAACAUGGUGGUGGCUGGAACAGACGGGGGGGCGAACGUUGUUGCUACUGCCGUUGCUCCCACGACAACGCCUGCUGCUCCAGUGCUGGCACCUCCUGCGCCACCGCUUCGCAAGGCGAAGACCAAAGAGGGCAAAGGCCCUAAUGCUCGUAAAAAGUCCAAGUCUAAAGCUCCACCAAAGCCCAAGCCCAAGAAGGUGGCUCCACUCAAAAUUAAACUAGGAGGUUUGAACAGCAAGAGGAAGCGCUCAUCUAGUGACGAAGACGAGCCAGAUGCAGACAGUGAUUUUGAUGAAGCAACCUUCUCCGUGACGGAAGGCUCUAACCGCACUAGCCGCAGCAAGAAGAAGUCCAAGAGUGCAAAGAAGAAGAAGAAAGUCGAAAUGGAGGAUGGCGACGGUUACGAGACAGACCACCAGGACUACUGUGAGGUGUGCCAGCAGGGAGGGGAGAUCAUUCUGUGCGACACCUGUCCCAGGGCUUAUCACAUGGUCUGUUGACCUGACAUGGAGAAGGCACCCGAGGGCAAGUGGAGCUGUCCACACUGUGAGAAGGAGGGUAUCCAGUGGGAAGCACGGGAAGAGCUCUCCGACGCCGAAGUGGAAGAUGAGGAUGACAGGCAGGAAGACGACGCAGAGGAAGAGGACGACCUCCACAUUGAGUACUGCAGAGUGUGCAAGGACGGAGGGGAACUGCUCUGCUGUGAUACUUGCACCUCGUCUUAUCACAUCCACUGUCUCAACCCGCCUCUCCCCGAAAUUCCUAAUGGCGAGUGGAUCUGUCCCCGCUGCAAGUGUCCACAAAUGAAGGGAAAAGUCCAGAAGGUUAUAACAUGGCGUUGGGGAGAGCUGCCAGCCCCCAUGCCCGUCCCCCGACCUGCUGAUCUUCCUGCUGAUGCUCCUGACCCGCCACCACUGGUUGGUCGCCGGGAGAGGGAGUUCUUUGUCAAAUGGUGCAAUCUGUCUUACUGGCACUGCUCCUGGGUGCUGGAGCUGCAGUUGGAGCUGAACUGCCAGGUGAUGUUUCGCAACUACCAGAGGAAAACUGACAUGGAUGAGCCGCCACCGGUGGAUUUCGGAGGCGAGGGCGACGACGACAAAAGCACCAAGAGAAAGAACAAGGAUCCGCUCUUCGUCCAUAUGGAGGCAGAGUUCUACCGGUAUGGAGUCAAGAUGGAGUGGCUGAUGAUACAUCGCAUUCUCAACCACAGUGUUGACAAAAAGGGAAAUGUACACUACCUGAUCAAGUGGCGCGAUCUACCCUACGAUCAGUCGACGUGGGAGAGCGAAGACAUGGACAUCCCAGAGUUUGACACCUACAAGCAGACUUACUGGAAUCACAGAGAGUUGAUGAUUGGCGAUGAGGGCAGACCUGGUAAGAAGCUGAAGAAGCCUGUCAAAAUCAAGAAGACAGAGCGUCCACCUGCUAACCCAGUUGUAGAUCCCACCAUCAAGUUUGACCGUCAGCCUGACUACCUGGACAGCACAGGGGGCACUCUUCACCCCUACCAGCUGGAGGGUUUGAACUGGCUCAGGUUUUCUUGGGCUCAGGCCACCGACACCAUCCUUGCUGAUGAGAUGGGCUUAGGCAAAACGGUCCAGACUGCUGUCUUCCUUUACUCGCUGUACAAAGAGGGUCAUUCCAAAGGUCCUUUCCUGGUUAGUGCACCCCUGUCCACCAUCAUUAACUGGGAGAGAGAAUUUGAAAUGUGGGCGCCGGACAUGUAUGUGGUCACAUACGUCGGGGACAAGGACAGCAGGGCUGUCAUCCGAGAGAAUGAGUUCUCCUUCGAAGGGAAUGCCAUCCGAGGUGGGAAGAAGGUAUCCAAAAUGAAGAAAGACUCUACAGUCAAGUUCCAUGUCCUGCUCACAUCCUAUGAGCUGAUUACCAUUGAUCAGGCUGUGCUGGGCUCAAUUGAAUGGGCUUGUCUGGUGGUGGAUGAGGCUCACAGGCUCAAGAACAACCAGUCCAAGUUCUUCCGAGUGUUGAACAACUACCCACUGCAACACAAGCUGCUCCUGACGGGCACGCCUCUUCAGAACAACCUAGAGGAGCUGUUCCACUUGCUUAACUUUCUGACUCCAGAGAGAUUCAACAACUUGGAAGGCUUUUUGGAAGAGUUUGCUGAUAUCGCCAAAGAAGAUCAGAUCAAGAAGCUCCAUGACAUGCUGGGACCGCACAUGCUCAGGAGGCUGAAGGCGGACGUCUUCAAACACAUGCCAUCCAAAACUGAGCUCAUUGUCAGAGUGGAGCUGAGCCCCAUGCAAAAGAAAUACUACAAGUUUAUUCUAACACGGAAUUUUGAUGCCUUGAACACCCGUGGAGGAGGAAACCAAGUUUCUCUGCUCAAUGUGGUGAUGGACCUGAAAAAGUGCUGCAAUCAUCCAUACCUCUUUCCUGCUGCUGCUACAGAGGCUCCAAAACUUCCAAACGGCAUGUACGAAGGCAUGUCUCUGACCAAAGCAUCGGGCAAGCUGACGCUCCUGCAGAAGAUGAUGACGAAGCUGAAGGAGGGAGGCCACAGGGUUUUAGUUUUCUCCCAGAUGACCAAAAUGCUCGACCUGCUUGAGGACUUCCUGGAAAACGAGGGCUACAAAUACGAGCGAAUAGACGGCGGAGUGACGGGCAGCAUGCGGCAGGAGGCCAUCGACCGCUUUAAUGCUCCUGGUGCUCCCCAGUUUGCUUUCCUCCUCUCGACUAGAGCAGGAGGUUUGGGCAUUAAUCUUGCAUCUGCAGACACUGUUAUCAUCUAUGACUCUGACUGGAAUCCUCACAAUGACAUCCAGGCGUUUAGCAGAGCUCACCGUAUUGGUCAAAACAGGAAGGUGAUGAUCUAUCGUUUUGUGACCAAAGCGUCCGUAGAGGAGAGGAUCACACAGGUAGCAAAGAAAAAGAUGAUGCUUACCCAUCUAGUGGUACGGCCCGGGCUUGGCUCCAAGACGGGUUCCAUGUCCAAGCAGGAGCUUGACGAUAUUCUCAAAUUUGGAACUGAGGAGCUUUUCAAGGAUGAGCUUGGGGAAGGGGACAACAAGGAGGACGACAGCAGUGUGAUCCACUACGACGACCAAGCCAUCGAUCGCUUGUUGGACAGGAACCGGGACGCCACAGACGACACCGAGAUCCAGAGCAUGAAUGAAUACCUCAGCUCCUUCAAAGUAGCUCAAUAUGUGGUAAAAGAUGAGGAGGUUGAGGAAGAAGAAGUGGAGAGGGAGGUGAUCAAGCAGGAGGAAAGUGUAGAUCCCGACUACUGGGAGAAGCUGCUUCGGCAUCAUUACGAGCAGCAGCAAGAAGAUUUGGCCCGCAAUCUGGGCAAAGGCAAAAGAACCCGAAAGCCGGUGAAUUACAAUGACGGUUCCCAGGAGGACCGAGACUGGCAAGAAGAUCAAUCCGACAACCAGUCUGACUACUCAGUGGCAUCGGAGGAGGGUGACGAAGAUUUUGAUGAGCGUUCUGAAGCCAACAACCGCAGACCAAAUCGCAAAGGCUUGAGGAACGACAGGGACAAGCCUCUGCCUCCCCUAUUGGCGAGAGUGGGAGGAAACAUUGAGGUUCUUGGCUUCAAUGCACGACAGAGGAAGGCCUUCCUGAAUGCUGUAAUGCGGUAUGGGAUGCCUCCGCAGGAUGCUUUCACCAAUCAGUGGCUGGUGCGGGACCUUCGAGGGAAGUCGGAGAAGGAGUUUAAGGCUUACGUGUCUCUCUUCAUGAGGCACUUGUGUGAACCGGGCGCUGAUGGAGCUGAGACGUUUGCAGAUGGCGUCCCGCGUGAGGGACUAUCUAGGCAGCAUGUGCUCACUCGCAUCGGUGUCAUGUCUCUCAUAAGAAAAAAGGUGCAGGAGUUUGAGCAUGUGAAUGGUCAGUGGUCCAUGCCAUGGAUGGCAGAACUGGAGGAAAACAAAAGGGCUGCAGCUUUGGCUGCUGGUGAGGAUCCUAGGACUCCUUCAACUGGGACCCCUGCGGAUACACAACCUAAUACUCCAGUGCCAGAGGAUCUUUCAAGACCGGAGGACAGAGAAGAUCUGAGGAAGAAUACUGAGGAGGCAAAAGGAGUCAGAAAGAUAGAUGAUCCAGAGAUUAUUGAAAUCCCAGAUGAAUCAGAUAAAUCGCCGGCUUCAGAAAUCAAAGACGGCUCACCUGUGAGGAAAGAGGACAAAGAGAAGGAGGCACGAGGCCAGGAUGAAGGGAAGGAGGCGCAAGACCCGAUCAAGACGUCACAUAUGUUAGAUGAUGCUGAGGUGAAGGGUGAAACUGCAGACGGGAAAGCAGAUGAUGAGGAACGGUCAAAAGCAGAAGAGGCGAAAGAUGAGAAGAUGGACAUGACAUCAACAGAGAAAGAUCAAAAAGAAGAAAAAGACAGCAUUAAAUCGGACGAAUCCAGCAAACUUCAGAAUGGAGAGAAUGCCAGAGAAGGAGCAACAGCAGCAGCUUUGUCCAUGGUGAAUGUUAGUGAAGAGAAGAGAAAAGCCAGCAAGCAGAGGUUCAUGUUCAACAUUGCAGAUGGCGGCUUUACAGAGCUACACUCCCUGUGGCAGAAUGAAGAAAGGGCAGCCACCGUCACGAAGAAGACCUUUGAGAUCUGGCACCGCCGCCAUGACUACUGGCUCCUGGCUGGCAUCAUACAACAUGGCUAUGCUCGAUGGCAGGAUGUACAGAAUGAUGUAAGAUUUGCCAUUCUCAACGAGCCUUUCAAAGGGGAAAUGAGCCGGGGGAACUUCCUGGAGAUAAAGAACAAGUUUCUGGCACGUAGAUUCAAGUUGCUGGAGCAGGCGUUGGUGAUUGAGGAGCAACUCCGCCGGGCGGCCUACCUCAACAUGACAGAGGACCCAGCUCACCCCUCCAUGGCCCUCAACACUCGCUUCAGUGAGGUGGAGUGUCUGGCUGAGUCCCACCAGCACCUGAGUAAGGAGUCCAUGUCUGGAAACAAGCCUGCCAAUGCAGUGCUGCACAAAGUUCUCAAACAACUGGAGGAGCUGCUGAGCGACAUGAAGGCCGACGUCACGCGCCUUCCAGCAACCAUCGCCAGGAUACCACCGGUGGCCGUGCGGUUGCAAAUGUCCGAGAGGAACAUCCUGAGCCGACUGGCCAGCCGUGGUCCUGAGGUGACCGGCCAGAACCAGGCGCAGAGCGUGCAGCAGAUGCAGGUUUCACGCUGAGGCAAGAACUGUUCACUGCAGUGUAGCAGACCCCUCCCCCGUUCAUGCCCCACUUCAACCACCUUGUACAGCACAGGUUAGUCCUCUUCGGUCCACACACACAAACACCCAAAGGAACAUUAAGUGUGCUGCAGGACAUCCAGAAGUCAAUACAGGAAGUGAAGUGAACCUUAUGGUGUCAUGGCUAAACUGUACCAGGGUCAUGUGGACGAUGCUUGGAGUAUCCUGGAACUUCAUUGCAAUUUUUAGGACGGUGGAUGAAGAAUUCACAGGAUUGUCUGGCUCAUUUUCACACGUAGAAAUCGUGAACUUUUAAGCAGUUUUCCUUUAAAAGUCUCAUGCGAUUUUCUCACCUGAAUGUGUCUCUUGUAUGUAUGUACAGUACUGUGCAAACGUCUUUGACGGCCAUUUGUUUAGCAAUACGGUAACUAAUUGGACAGAUAGAUACAAGUGUUAGCUUUAAAGAGAGGCUAGUUUCUGCCGUUGUUGAAAUGUGAGGGAAGAUCGUACUAAUUACAGUAGAAAACAACCAUUAAAAGGCAUAAUAAGGGUCUAAUAACUACAGGAUGAGGGAGUCACUGAAUGUUCUGCACUCCUGUUUCAUGCCCAUGUUGUAGCUGAUAUCAUGUUGUACUUUUAUAGACAGCUGGAUCAAGAGCGCCUCUGCUGGUUAUAGCCAAGUAGUGCACCCCAGUUUAACCCAGUUGCUACAAAUGCAAUUUGCGUGUCUUAUUUUUGCACAGUACUGUAUAUAUUUAUUGUAUGUAUACUGUAUGUUUGUAUGAAACAGGUCAUAUUUGUGGGCAGGGCUCUUACGUCUUUUCGUCUUGUGAUAUUAUUAUUGUUACAUUCUUCCUUAAAACACCUACCUGUUUGAAAUAACUUCUACUGGCCUGGGAUCAGCUCAUAUGUCAGCUAUGUGCACCUCAACAUUCCGCCAGUCAGUCCCUCAGAAGCUUCUGUAUUUUACUCAUAAAACAAAAAAACGUUACACAGGGGUGGGCCGUUUCGGGAAAUGUUGUCAAUCUUAACUUAAAUUAAUUUCUGUAUGUGUGUCAUGAUUAUUAAGAUGACCCCCUUGUUGUUUUUAUGAACUGUUUUCUUUUUAAUGGACCACAAAAUAAAGGUCAACCGUUUUUUUCCAGCGUACUAAAGUCUCUUUCAUAGACCACCAUG